Molecule: messenger RNA, 4092 nt
Organism: Candida tropicalis MYA-3404
Lineage: Eukaryota; Fungi; Ascomycota; Pichiomycetes; Serinales; Debaryomycetaceae
Gene: GIN4
Product: protein kinase
Exons: 1
Coding region: 1-4092 (1363 amino acids)
Biological process (GO): intracellular signal transduction; microtubule cytoskeleton organization; protein phosphorylation
Cellular component (GO): cytoplasm
Molecular function (GO): protein serine/threonine kinase activity; tau-protein kinase activity; ATP binding
Source: RefSeq, a predicted model, not a curated record
AUGACACCUUCAAGACAAGCAUCGAUAACGUCGUCUAUAAUGUCUGCCAGUGCAGGCCGUAAUCAUCCUCAAAAUAUCGGACCUUGGAAAUUAGGUAAAACUCUAGGAAGAGGUGCCACAGGAAGAGUUUUAUUAGCUACACAUCAAACCACUGGACAAAAAGCUGCUGUUAAAGUAGUCUCCAAAUCUGAACUACAUGAAGAUGAUGAUAGAAAUGGAGAUGGAUUACCUUACGGCAUAGAACGAGAAAUCAUUAUCAUGAAAUUAUUAAACCAUCCAAACGUUUUAAGAUUAUACGAUGUCUGGGAAACCUCAAAGGCACUUUAUCUCGUGUUAGAAUAUGUCGAAGGUGGUGAGUUAUUUGACUUGUUGGUAGAACGUGGUCCAUUGGGUGAAGCCGAAGCCAUCAAAUAUUUCCGUCAAAUCGUUUUGGGAGCUGCAUACUGCCAUGCUCUUGGUAUAUGUCAUAGAGAUUUAAAACCUGAAAACUUAUUAUUGGAUGCCCAAUUAAAUGUUAAAAUGGCCGAUUUUGGUAUGGCUGCUUUAGAAAGUAAUGGAAAACUAUUAGAAACUUCAUGUGGUUCUCCUCAUUAUGCUGCACCUGAAAUUGUAAGUGGAUUAAAAUACCAUGGUGCUGCGUCAGAUGUCUGGUCUUGUGGGGUUAUCUUAUUCGCUUUGUUAACUGGCAGAUUACCAUUUGAUGACGAAAACAUCAGAAAUUUGUUAUUAAAAGUUCAAGCAGGUAGUUUUGAAAUGCCAACAGACGAAAUCAGUAGAGAAGCCCAGAAUUUGCUUGGAAGAAUGUUAGAAGUUGAUCCAGAAAAGAGAAUAACCACUGAAAGAAUUUUGAAACAUCCAUUAUUGACCAAAUACCCAAUACCAAACGAAGAUUUGAUUAGUGAAAAAUCGUUGCCACAUCCACAAACCGCAUACAAAUCAUUAGGUUCAGUCAAAAACAUUGAUAAACAAAUUUUGGCCAAUUUAUCCAUUUUGUGGAAUGAUAGACCCCAAGAAGAAAUUGUUCAUAACCUUUUAACAAAUGGUUCCAACCCAGAAAAGACUUUUUAUGCAUUAUUAAUGAGAUACAAACAUAACCAAGAUGAAAAUGUCACUGGAGGACCAAAGAAAUCAACCAGUUUCUCCAACAAAGUUCCACGUAGCUCAUCCAAAUACAGUCUUAAUGGUACCCCUAGAAAAAAGAGAGCCAGUCAGAUUAGUGCCUCUAGACCUACAUCCUUCCUGUAUAAACCGACUUCUGGAACUGGAACAGGAGCUGGUAAUAGAAAUUCUAUCAUCAGACAAUCUGCUGCAUCAUCUGUGAACAACUCACCUUACAAAUCACCAAGAAAGUCACCUCGCAAAUCUCCUUACAAAAGAUACUCUUAUAGUCAGUCACCAUCGAAAUCCCCACAUCGAAGAAGAUCCCAAAUCCAAAGACCACUUGAUGGUGAGCCUUUGAAAGCCAUACCGAGAAAUAUCUAUAACGAAAUUGUUGAUGCACAAAGUAAUUAUUCUCUACCUCCAUCAAUUCCACCUUCAUUGCCAUCCAAAGAUUCUCGUUAUUUGAAUGAUCAAUCGCAACAACCACAACAGCAACAGCAGACAAUGAAUCAAUUGUCAGAAGUUCCUGAAAAUCCUAUUGUUGAUGAAACUCCCGAUUUGAUGCAAUCUGCGAAGAUCUCCCCAUCCAAGAGAGGAUCUAUUAUUGCAAAGCCAGGUAAUAAGAGAAUGUCAAAGAGAAGAUCUGUGCGUGCUUCCAUGACAACUGGGUUGAAAAGAAAUUCGAUAACAAUGAAAUUAUUAUCUACAUAUGCAAAGUUAUCUGGUGACGAUGAUUGGGAAUAUAUGGAUAAGCAAACCAAAAGAACUUCAGCUACUUUUGCUGCUUUGUGUGACAAAAUUUUUAACCAAGAAGAUUACGACGAAGAUGAUGAACAGUUGAUUGACCCUGAAGAAAUUCAAGCUAGAGAGUAUGAAAGAUUGAUGGAAAUUGAAAGAAAGAAACACGAAGCUGAGUUGAAGGCAAGAAGAGAGUUGGAAAAGAAGAAAAAGAGACAAAAGAGAAGAUCCAUUUUGAGUUCCAAGAAAUUGAGUAUUAUCAUCAAAAAUGAUGCCGAUCCAAAUAACAGCGAACAAGAAUUGGUUGAUGAGAAGAUUACACAACCAAAACGUCAAUCCAAGAAUCUUACUGCGUUGAGAGCAUUAUCAGAAGGUACACCUCAGGGUCAAGAAUUGACUAUGGAAGAACUUGAAUAUUUGAAGAAAAGAUCUGCUUCCCAACCAGCACCAAAGAGAAGACUGACUCCUAUCUUAACCAGAAGACCAGUUUCAAGAUUGGAUCCGUUGUGGCAAGAACACGAAACCGAGGAAUUAGACAAAGCUAAGGAUGCUUUGGAACAAGAAUGGAGAGACUCACAAAAGAGAAAUUCUGUUGCUAGUCGUAAGAAAGCCAAUAGAGAGUCAAUGAUUUCUGUUAUGGAUGAUAUAGUUGAAGAAGAUAAUCGUGGUGGUGAUGGUAGAAGAGUGUCGAGAGAUUCGUACUCUGCAAAGAAAGAAGAUUACGAAUUGCCUGAACCAACAGUUGACGAUUCUAAUUUGACUGAUGAUUAUAUGACUGAGAUUAGAAAAUCGAGAUUAUUGAACAGUCAGUUGAAUAUCAAUGGUGCAUUGAAUGAUAAGAAACUGAAUGAACCACUGACUCUUAUUAGUAAUGUCAAGAUUCCAAAUGUUACUAGAAAGUCUAGAAAUUUUACUAAUUCCAAUAAGAGAUUAUCUGUGUUGUCAAUGUAUUCUACCAAAGAGUCAUACCGUGAUUUGAAUUCUUUCGUCAAUUCUAAGGAUGAUAAAGAUGCUGAUGAUGUUAAUAAACCUGCAUUGAGAACAAGUAUUGCCGACAGAUUGGAAAAAGCUGCAUAUGAAGGAGGGGAAGACACGGAAACCGAUGGAGAUGAGAAGUUGUCUGUUAUUGAUCUUGAUGAACAAUUGGCCAAUAGAAGAUUGUCUUAUUAUGAUGCUUCUGAUAACAACAAGAGAGCUUCACGUGCUUCAACUACUAAAAGAUUCAACGUCGGUUCUAAUUCCAGUGGCGCAAGACCAAAGUCCAAAGUUCCAGACUUGCCAAAGAAUGAUUAUGAUGAUACAUUUGUUAGUAACAGUGAUGAAGUUCACAAGCGUAGAUUCAAGUCAAUGGUUUCUGAUGAAUCAAGUGAAUCCGAUGAUGUUUUUGAUAAGAUCAAGUUGCCAGAUGGAAAAUCCACCAAGUCAUCAAUUGAUGGCUUGGCAAAUGGUACUUCUGUUAACGGUCACAGAUAUUCUUCAAAUAGAAAAUCUCAACCAGGUAAAGAAAUGUUGAUUCCUAAUCUUGCUGGUGACCAUUCACAACAAUUACCUAAAGUCCGUGGUGAAGAAGACUAUAAUGAUACAAUUCCACCAACUCCACCAACUCAUCAUGAUCCAAAGAGACCAUUGGAUGACAAGACCAACUAUCCAACAACUGAAGCUGAUCCAAAGAGAAAAGGUUCAUUUUUCAGAAAGCUUUCUUGGGGUUCAAAGAAAACCGUUGAAACUGCUAUUGAACCAAAAACACAAUCACAUGCUCCUCCGCGUCCUGCUCCACCAGUUCCAGCUCAUGCUCAUGCUCCUGCCAAGCCUGCUGCUAACAGAGGUAACUUUGGCAACACCCAAUUGCCAAGUCCAACUAUUUCAAAGGAAGAAAAACCAAAGAGUUCUUUUUUCAGAUGGUUUUCUUCUUCUAAUUCUUCAUCAUCUGGUUCUGAUAUCAAAAAGUUUAAUACUAUUUUGCCAAAACAUGAAAUGUCGACAGCUUUGUUUGCAUUGUUGAAAUCAUGGUCAAAUUUUGGAUUGAAAGACUUGCGUAAUGAUCAAGUGGGUUAUAACAUCACAGGUGCUAUUUCAAAGCACAAUUCAUUUAACUUGAAAAGCUGUAAGUUUAGAAUCAAGAUCAAUCAAAGAGACUUUCUGCAAAAAUCAGAAAUUGUUUGUGUUAGAGUUAAAGGGUCAAAGGCAACUACCGACACUUUGUUUGCUGAAAUUGAAAAAGUUUUACUUAAUGAAGGAGUUUUAGAUAAAUAG